Molecule: messenger RNA, 1700 nt
Organism: Puntigrus tetrazona (Sumatra barb)
Lineage: Eukaryota; Metazoa; Chordata; Actinopteri; Cypriniformes; Cyprinidae
Exons: 3
Coding region: 32-967 (311 amino acids)
Molecular function (GO): zinc ion binding; nucleic acid binding
Source: RefSeq, a predicted model, not a curated record
UCUGCUUGAUCAUCUGGGAGGGGAGGCCAGAAUGGAGAUAAAACUCCAAUCUUCAGCUAUCAGGGAAAAUCCAGAAGCUGUUUUUGAAGUGUUAAAAGAUUUGUAUGGGGGGAGACGGACAUUUGUGCAAUUACAACAGAGGUUUUAUGAGCGAAAACAAAAAGAAGGCGAAUCACUUACCGAAUUUUCUCAUGCUCUUAUGUCAUUGAUGGAUGCAAUUCUUAACGGGAACCCAGGCAGCGUUCCGAAUUCUGACAAAGUGCUUCGCGAUCAGUUUGUUGAAUAUGUUCAAGAUGUAAUGCUGAAGCGUGAGUUAAAAAGAUUUGUGAGGGAGAAACCAUCUUCUACAUUGCUGGAGGUUCGACGUGAAGCUCUUAGGUGGGUGGAAGAGGGAAAUAAGGAAACAACUGCCUUAUAUUCUCAGUCAUGGUGUAACGCUACUCAUGGUAGGGUUAUUGAUAUGGAGCCUAAGGUUAGGUUCCAGGAUUCUACAGACUUAAAGGAGGUUAAGGAGAUGUUAAAACAACAGCAAGUACAAAUAAAUGACCUUACCCAGCGUUUUGAUAGUUUUAUGUCUCAGAGGAAUGAUCCACCUGUUGUUCCUUCAACUAGGCAGAAUUCUUCACGUCGAUGCCUUCGCUGUAAUAGAGUUGGGCAUAUUGCCAGAUACUGUCGGUCAUCCUGGCCUGUUGAGUCAAAUGCUAGGUCACCUCAGGCAAAUGUCAAUGAGACUUCUGUUGGGGAACCUGAUAGUGUAGCCCCUCCUGCAAUCUUGAGUCAGAUCGCAGAGGAAGCUAGUGAAGCCGCACAAACUCCUGUGUGCCCUACUAUUUUGCAGCGUCUUGUGGGCAAAUGCCCUAUUGUGACUGCGGUAAUGGGGGGGGUUGAGAUCUCAUGUUUACUGGACACUGGGUCAAUGGUAACUACUGUAACAGAGUCAUUUUUGAGAAACAUUUUCGACAAUUGAGGGUGGAUGCUCUUAAAAAUGUAGUUGGCUUCAAUUAAAAGCAGCUAAUGGUCUUGCAAUACCAUAUGUGGGUUAUUUUGAAAUAGAUGUGAUUGUGUUGGGGCAAACUCUUCCAAGGCAAAGCGUUUUGGUUGUGAAAGAUCCGGUUGAUACACUGUUCCAUCAGAAGAAGGCACUUACUCCAGGCCUCUUGGGUAUGAAUGUAAUUGGACAAUGUUAUAAUGACUUGUUUGAAAAACAUGGCCCAGCACUAUUUUCAGUCCCUCAGGUCAGGCAGGCAGAGUUAGGCUGGAGAGAUGCCUUGUCUCAGUGUCACCAAGCUGAGGAGUCCCCCGUCCCUGGAUUUGUUGGUUAUGUGAGAGUCCAGUCCUGCCAACCUGUCCAGAUUCCGGCUGGAACGAUGAGUGGUGUGACUGGAUUAUUGCCUGACUGUGGCCUGACCAUCUUGUCGAAAUAGUGGAUGUGAAAGGUUUGCAGUGUGAUUGCUGUGAGCUUGGCUGCUGUGAGAACACUUUGGCUUCUAGGCCCUUCUUUCACUUUCUUAGGCAACCUGUGGCCACCUAGGGCCAGUUUUCUUUUAUUUCUUUUUCUUUAUUUUGUGGGCAUUUACAUCCAAAAGGGUAUGUGAUAUGUUUUAACAUGUUUGACUUGUCUUUAAUAAAAAUGUAUUUGAUUCUUUAAAGUCACCUCAUGGCCCCUUCUUUUGGUUAUUGACACAGUGAUUGGUCAUCAU